AUGAGCUCCAAACCGGAAGGCAGCAUGCUCUGGGGUGGCCGCUUCACCGGCGGCUUGGACCCUCUGAUGGUCAAGUACAACGAGAGCAUCUACUUUGACCGGGUCAUGUACAAGCAGGACAUCCAUGGUAGCAUCGCCUUUGCGCGUGCCAAUGCCAAGUCAGGAAUCAUCUCCGAGGACGAGUUUUCCCAGAUCGAAAAGGGCCUCCGCGCUGUGCAGAAGGAGUGGGAGGAAGAUAGGUUUGAGAUUGUACCCGGGGUUGACGAGGACAUCCACACUGCCAACGAGCGUCGACUGGGCGAGAUCAUCGGCAAGAACGUGGCUGGCAAGCUGCACACCGGACGCAGCCGCAACGAGCAGGUGGUAUGCGACAUGCGCAUGUGGCUGCGCGACGAGCUUCGUAAGAUUGAGUCACAUCUCAAGGCCUUCUUGGGGGUGAUUGCGGCCCGCGCCGAGAGUGAGAUCGAGUACGUGAUGCCCGGGUACACGCACCUGCAGCGUGCGCAGCCCGUCCGCUGGAGCCACUGGAUGCUGUCGUACGGCCUCGCGCUGGCGAGCGACCUGGAGCGUCUGCGCGAGGUGAUCAAGCGCGUGAACCGCAACCCGCUCGGCUGCGGCGCCCUGGCCGGCAACCCAUUCGGCAUCGACCGCGACAUGAUGUCGGAGGAGCUCGGGUUCGAGGGCCUCUUGUGGAACUCGAUGGGCGGCGUUUCGGACCGCGACUUUGUGACGGAGACGCUGCAGUGGGGUGGCAUGCUGAUGCAGCACAUCUCGCGGUGGGCCGAGGACCUGAUCAUCUACUCGUCGGCCGAGUACGGUUUCGUGCGCCUGGCCGACGCCUACUCGACGGGGAGCUCGCUGAUGCCGCAGAAGAAGAACCCUGACAGCCUGGAGCUGCUGAGGGGCAAGAGCGGCCGCGCCUUUGGGCACAUGGCCGGCUUUAUGAUGACGCAAAAGGGCCUGCCCAGCACAUACAACAAAGACCUCCAGGAGAGCGUGGAGCCCAUGCUGGACCACGUCAAGACGGUGUCGGACAGCAUCCAGAUCGCCAACGGCGUGCUGUCGACGCUCAACGUGGUCCCCGCCAAGAUGAAGGCCGCGCUCGACCCCUUCAUGCUCGCCACCGACGUCGCCGACUACCUCGUCCGCAAGGGCGUGCCCUUCCGUGAGACCCACCAUAUCUCGGGCCGCUGCGUCGCCAAGUCCGAGGAGACGGGCAUCCCCAUGAACGAGUUCUCCUUUGAGCAGAUGAAGGCCAUCGACAGCCGCUUCGAGGAGGACAUCUCCGAGGCCUUCAACUACGAGACUAGCGUGGAGAGGCGCUCUGCCAAGGGUGGAACAAGCAAGUCGAGCGUCCUAGAGCAGAUUGCUGUGCUCAAGGCCAUGCUGGAGUAG
This is a messenger RNA of Geosmithia morbida, 1395 nucleotides long. RefSeq names its product argininosuccinate lyase. Gene Ontology annotation, molecular function: argininosuccinate lyase activity. The record is from RefSeq and is a predicted model, not a curated record. Gene Ontology annotation, cellular component: cytosol. Lineage: Eukaryota; Fungi; Ascomycota; Sordariomycetes; Hypocreales; Bionectriaceae. The coding region runs from base 1 to 1395 and encodes 464 amino acids. The transcript is spliced from 2 exons.